Molecule: messenger RNA, 529 nt
Organism: Lathyrus oleraceus (garden pea)
Lineage: Eukaryota; Viridiplantae; Streptophyta; Magnoliopsida; Fabales; Fabaceae
Product: NAD(P)H-quinone oxidoreductase subunit K, chloroplastic-like
Exons: 1
Biological process (GO): electron transport coupled proton transport; aerobic respiration
Cellular component (GO): respiratory chain complex I
Molecular function (GO): quinone binding; NADH dehydrogenase (ubiquinone) activity; 4 iron, 4 sulfur cluster binding
Source: RefSeq, a predicted model, not a curated record
AUUUCGCGAUUUGACUUCGAUCGUUAUGGACUGGUACCAGGCUCUAGUCCUAGGCAGGCAAACCUCAUUUUAACAGCGGGCACCGUAACUAUGAAAAUGGCUCCUUCUUUAGUUCGAUUAUAUGAGCAAAUGCCCGAACCAAAAUAUGUUAUUGCUAUGGGAGCCUGUACAAUUACAGGAGGUAUGUUCAGUACCGAUUCUUAUAGUACUGUUCGGGGCGUAGAUAAGCUAAUUCCUGUGGAUGUCUAUUUGCCAGGCUGUCCACCUAAACCGGAAGCUGUUAUAGAUGUUAUAACAAAACUUCGUAAGAAAAUAUCUCGAGAAAUCGAUGAAGAUCCAAUUAGUUAUCAACGAGAGAAUAGGUCUUUUACUACCAACCACAAAUUUUAUGUUGGACGCAGUACUCAUACCGGCAAUUCUAAUCAAGGAUUAUUCUAUCAACCAUCAUCUAUUUCAGAGAUGACCUCUGACACAUUUUUGAAAUAUAAAAAAGUUCAGUAUCCUGCGACGAACGAAAAAGUGAAUUAAA